AUGUCAUCUGAUGAAUCGUUCGCACCGGCAGUGACGCUCCCUAAUGUCGGCAUUCAUAUUGACCCGGAUCACAAUCUUUGGCUGGACCAAGCCGAACCCAGUCUAGAGGACGUCAAAUCCGGAGCAAACUUACAAGUCGGGGAAGUUACAAUUGCUGUGAAAACAACUGGCAUAUGUGGAUCUGACGUCCAUUUCUGGAAGCAUGGUGGCAUUGGUCCGUGGCAAGUCAAAGGUCCGCAUAUACUUGGUCACGAAUCAGCCGGUGUAGUUGUCGCGGUACACCCUACGGUCACCCGUCUGCAGCCAGGCGAUCGAGUUGCGAUCGAGCCUCAUAUCAUCUGCAACUCAUGCGAGCCUUGCCUAACAGGACGGUACAAUGGCUGCAAGAAUCUACUCUUUCGAUCAAGUCCCCCAUCACAUGGCCUCUUGCGACGAUAUGUCAACCACCCUGAAGUCUGGUGCCACAAGAUUGGGAGUCUAUCGUUCGACCAGGGUGCUCUCCUUGAACCUCUAAGUGUCGCACUGACUGGGGUGACUCGGUCUGGGGUUAAGAUCGGUGACCCCGUCCUUAUAUGCGGCGCUGGACCCAUCGGCUUGAUCACGCUCGAUGUCUGCCGAGCAGCAGGCGCUUAUCCAGUUGUAAUCACAGACAUCGAUUCUACUAGGCUGGACUUCGCCAAGACGAUCAUGCCUGAGGUCAUUGUUCACAGAGUACAGAAAGAAGAGACCCCCGAAGACUUCGAAAACGCCGUCAAAAGCUCACUAGGAGAGAGUGUUGAAAUUGCCGUCGCAUUGGAAUGUACAGGUGUUCAGAGUUCAGUCUGUAACGCGAUACAGACCGUCAAAUUUGGGGGAAAAGUCUUCAUUAUCGGUGUAGGGAAGGAAAAGAUGGAGAUCCCCUUCAUGCGCUGUAGUGCGAAUGAAGUGGAUAUCCAAUUCCAGCAGCGGUAUGUCAAUAUGUGGCCAAGAGCGAUAAGAGUAAUGGAGAGUGGAAUGGUGGACUUGAAGCGGCUUGUGACACAUACGUUCACUUUGGAGAAUGGGAUUGAGGCGUUCAAGACUGCAUCUGAUCCCCACAGUGGAUCGAUCAAAGUGUUGAUCCAGUCUUGA
This is a messenger RNA of Colletotrichum gloeosporioides, 1110 nucleotides long. Its product is annotated as L-arabinitol 4-dehydrogenase. Gene Ontology annotation, molecular function: L-iditol 2-dehydrogenase (NAD+) activity. Lineage: Eukaryota; Fungi; Ascomycota; Sordariomycetes; Glomerellales; Glomerellaceae. Bases 1 to 1110 code for a protein of 369 amino acids. Gene Ontology annotation, biological process: D-sorbitol catabolic process. The record is from RefSeq and is a predicted model, not a curated record. The transcript has 2 exons.